Molecule: messenger RNA, 1779 nt
Organism: Colletotrichum spaethianum
Lineage: Eukaryota; Fungi; Ascomycota; Sordariomycetes; Glomerellales; Glomerellaceae
Product: glutathione hydrolase proenzyme
Exons: 7
Coding region: 1-1779 (592 amino acids)
Biological process (GO): glutathione catabolic process
Cellular component (GO): plasma membrane
Molecular function (GO): glutathione gamma-glutamate hydrolase
Source: RefSeq, a predicted model, not a curated record
AUGAAACCAUCCUCUCAUUCAACAUGGCGCUGCUACGCCUCUCUGCUCCUACUGGCCGGGUUCCGCGCAAUCUCGGCCGGGACCGUACCGCAAUUCGUCUUUAACCCUCACAGUGGCAGCUCUGGCGCCGUCGCGAGUGAGGCCGUGGAAUGCAGCAAGAUAGGUCGCGACCUGAUCGCGCAAGGUGUACGUCUUCUCAUAAACCCGGCAAAUCCAGGAGGCUUCUGGAAUUAUUCUGGCAUUCACCAUGGAAACGCCGUUGACGCACUCGUCGGCACAACCUUUUGCGUCGGCACUGUGGGCAUGUACCACUCUGGCAUUGGCGGCGGCGGGUUCGUCGUGAUCAGAGACGCCGAUGGGAACUAUGAGUCCGUUGACUUCAGAGAGGCGGCGCCAGCCGCGGCGUUCCAGGACAUGUACAAGGGCAACAUCAAGGGGAGCGUCUACGGGGGCUUGGCUGUGGGCGUGCCGAGUGAGGUUCGUGGGUUGGAAUACAUCCACAAGAAGUACGGAGCGCUGCCAUGGAAGAGUGUUGUCACUCCGGCUGCACAACUGGCGACUGCGGGCUUUAGAGUCUCCGAGGACUUGGUGCGAUACAUGGCCAACGCCAUCAGAGGACAAUGGAACUUCCUCGUGGAAGACCCCGUGUGGGCUGAGGAGUUCGCCCCGAACGGCACACUUCUCCAGCUCGGCGACACAAUCUACCGCAAACGCUACGGAGCAACCCUCGCCAAGAUCGCGGAAGAAGGCCCAGACGUGUUCUACACUGGCCCCAUCGCAGAAUCCAUAAUCGCCACCGUCCGCGCCACAAACGGCACCCUCACCCUUGACGACCUCGCCUCCUACAAGGCCGUUACACGCCCUUCCCUCUCCAUCACCUACCGCGGCCACCGCCUCGUCUCCGUCGGCUCCCCCGCCAGCGGCGCCGUGUGCCUCAACACCCUCAAGAUCAUGGAGCAGUUCGACCCCUCCGAGAGCGCCGACACGAAGCUCGGCGUCCACCGCUUCGACGAGGCGCUGCGCUUCGCCUACGGCGCGAGGUCCCUCCUCGGCGACCCGGACUUCGUCGACGGCAUCGGCCCGUUCGAGGACACCCUCAUCGACGAGGCCACAGCCAAGGACAUCCGGGGCAGGAUCUUGGAUAACCAGACGCAGCCGGUCGAGCGGUACGACCCGCACGGGAUGUACUCGAGCGAAGGGUUCGGGACGUCGCAUAUUGUGACGGCGGACAAGUCAGGCAUGGCGACGUCCCUGACCACGACCGUGAACCUUCUCUUUGGCGCUCAGAUCAUGGAUCCGUUGUCCGGUGUGAUUCUCAACAACGAAAUGAACGACUUCUCCAUCCCCGGCGUCCGAAACGCCUUCGGCUUCGAGCCCUCCCCCGCGAACUUUGUCCGCGCCAAGAAGCGGCCCCUCUCCUCCAUCACCCCGGUCAUCGUCGAGCACCCCGACGGCACCCUCUACGCCACCGUCGGCGCCGCGGGCGGCUCGCGCAUCAUCAGCUCCACGGCCCAGGUCACCUGGCACGUCCUCGAGCACGGCCGGACCAUGAAGGAGGCCCUCCGCGAGCCGCGGUUGCACGACCAGCUCAUGCCCAACACCGUCACCUUCGAGUACCCGUUCGACAACGACACCGUCGCCAGCAUGCUCGAAAAGGGCCACCAUGUGAAGUGGGUGCCCGAGGGCAGCAGUGCCGUGCAGGGUAUCAUCUUCGAUGGCGGUGUUUUUGAGGCGGCGAGCGAGCCGCGUCAGAAGAACAGCGGCGCGUUUACGGUUUAG